AUGAAUUUAAAACCUAGAAUAUAGAUUGAAGGAAGCCAAUUUCAUUUGAUAUACGAACAAACAAAUGAUGAUUUGUUGGAUUUGAUGGAGAGGGGAAUACCUGAGAAUAGACUUGCAUUUCGGAAGAACAGCUAUUGUGUUACAGACAAAAAAACUAAAAUGAAAUACAUAGUGAAUUACUCAAGGAAACACUUAAAGUUAAGUUUCCAAAAGUCAGACUUGUAAGAAUAGGAUCUGGAAGUUUUGAUUGACAGCUUGACCUUGAAGAUUCUUCAAUAGUAGAGCUUAAUGAAGAUAAUGUUUUCUAAAUUAGUCUAAUUCAAUGAAAGUUGUAUUCGUGAAAUAGAAUAUGCUCCAACUGACAUUGUAAUUGAAAUAGUUUUUGGGAGGAUGAUGAUAGCAAAGUUUUACAUAUCCUACAUAAUCGGAAACUCAUUGAUGUCUGUGGAAGAGCGUUAUGCUAGGUUUAUGCUUAUAAAUUUGGAACUUCUAGAAGGCAAUCAAAUGAGUUUGGAAAUCUUUAAGCAACCUCCAAUAAAUUUGCAUUUUCUCACUUAAUUUGUAGCUAUAGAUAAAUUCACUGAUUUGGUCUAAAGAACUUUUAUUCCGAUUUAGCUUUUGAACUACAAAAUAUUUGAUAGCAACGUGUUGUAUCAGCUCUACCAAUUUUAUUUUAUGAUCUAUCCGAAUCAGCAAUUCGCUACUUUUGUUUUCGGAAUAAGGAGUGAUAAGUUUUUAAGUACUCUGGGUAUCAUACCUUUAUUGAUCUAAAUGAAAACCUACUUUUUAAAUGAUAAACUUGUAAUUGAAAUAGAAUAAGCUGAUGCUUUUGCCAUAUUGAAUGGGUAUCAUUAAUUGGCUGAUUUUGCAGUUUUCAAACGAGAAAUUCAUGAUGUCAUUUAAAAAUGGUCAUUUUCAACCUGCUAAGAAAUCGAUGAAUUCUUUUUUAAAUUUCUAAUCAUAGGCAUUAGUUAUAUUUUAUUGUAUCCCAAAAAGGAUAUACUAUUCUAAUUGAUGAAAAAAACAAAUUGGGAUUACUUUCAGAAACACAUCCUUACUUCACUAAUAAAUAAAAUUGCUUACAUACAUUAUCAUUUAAGCUAAAAACAAAGAGGGGAUUCCUCAAACUUUGAUUAUAGGAAAUUUUUGAAUUUACACAUAGAUAGGUAUUUUCACCUUUAUGAGUAUAAUUGGAUUAAAGAACCCAGGGAUGAAAGAGAAAAUCCUAUCAAAUAUAUUCUCAAAUUCUAUUUGGACAGAAUCGAUAAGAACUUUUAGAACAUUGUUAAAAAUAAUUUCAAAGAGAAUGAGGUCAAUUCUCAUCUCUAGAAACUCAGUAUGGUGGUAUUUCAAGUGGAGAAAAUAUCAUUCAUCUUUCAAAUCGUCGAAUAUACUUCUUAAAAUGGACAAAUCGUAAAAAUUGAACAAGGACAUGAGACAAAUAGAUGGAGAUUAAGUGACUUUCCUAAAUAUGAAUUAGAGUUUAUUAUAAGUUAAUUUUGA
This is a messenger RNA of Paramecium tetraurelia, 1503 nucleotides long. RefSeq lists its product as uncharacterized. NCBI's taxonomy places the organism in Eukaryota, Ciliophora, Oligohymenophorea, Peniculida, Parameciidae. The record is from RefSeq and is a predicted model, not a curated record. The transcript has 2 exons.